Messenger RNA from Aspergillus caelatus, 1062 nucleotides. RefSeq lists its product as uncharacterized. The coding region runs from base 1 to 1062 and encodes 353 amino acids. The transcript has a single exon. Lineage: Eukaryota; Fungi; Ascomycota; Eurotiomycetes; Eurotiales; Aspergillaceae. The record is from RefSeq and is a predicted model, not a curated record.
AUGUUCGUUCCAUUCAUCGGCCUCUUCGUCACCUUGACGUUUCUCGGUGCUCGUCUCAAAAUACCGGGAAUGAAGGAGCUCACCGACCGCCGCGAGCCACUCUUCAUGCGCAUAUCAAGCGCCGUAUGCAUCGCGUCAGAGGCAAAUACAAUCCUAGACAUUGCGCAAGUCACUGCAUGGGUAUACAAGACAGCAACGCACACCGAAGGUCUUGUGCCCUACGACUGGGACAGUCUCUGGUGCCCCAUUAGUCGAGAAGACUUGGUUCCCGAGAGGGGACUCAUAGUGAUCAACAAUACGGAGACAUCGCUCAUCGCUCUCUAUCCCGUAUGCUACGAGGAAGACACACCCAUCUGGAGGAACGAUGUCUACGUCGACCGGUAUGCCGACGACAAUGCCACAACGACACUACCUUCUUUCAAAGAGUUCUUAGACAUUUUCAUCGCCAUUUCCUGUAUAUCAUUGCACAGUUGGACUCGCAUAUCCUCGUGGGGACGCUCUGCAAAAGCUUCCCGGCCCGGAACGCCCUCCAAGGCAUCUGACGGCAGUGAUGAGGGUACGUCGACCUGUAUUCAGAUCCAUCCUAAAGUGGAGAAGGCGAUCUUCCGCAAUCAACGCGGCCGAGCAUUCGGAGAGAAUCUAGAUGUCGGCCUUGUCAGCGCUGACAACAACAUCGCACAACCUGCUCAAGAAACCUGCUACUUCCCGGAGCGACAAUGGGCUCUGGAUCUUUACCGACCUCAGAACCGUGCCCUGGCUCUGAUAAUCCGUGCUUUAGUCGCCAACCCAGCUAUGCAUACCGUUCAACCCGCACCUAGCCAACCUGCACAACUCGGGCCUAGUAGGCAAUCCGGAUAUAACCUACCAGAACAAGACCAACUAGAAAGAUCCAACAAGAAAAGGAAGAAGAACCGCCCCAGCCAGGAAAGGAGAGACCGCUGGACGCGGAAACGUCAAAGGAGACGGGAAUCAAGCGAAAGUGACAGAGCAGACAGAGAAGAGAGAGGCCGGAGACAGACGAACAGCCCGAAGCCCCGACCUUUGAUCAACACGCACAGGUAG